CUCUUAUCUCGUGCUUCUAUCAAAUUCUAUCUUGUUAACUCACCACUUAUCUUCAUAGUUUAUUCUCCAGACCCUUUAUCUUCUUGUUUGAUGAUAACCAUGUCAUUUUAAACUUCAAUCAAACGCCUCAGCUCACAAACCAGCCAAUACGAAUAAGUCGUUUCAAUACCCCAAGUCCCUGGUUCUGCUAAGCGCACCCCCCUCUGCAUCUACCCCAGCCGCAAGCGAGAGCCCAGAGCCAGUGACCCUUGGGCCGCUUUUCUACUUUUGGGAGAGAGGGGGAUCUUGCAUCUGUAUCCGUACCCGUACCUAGGCCUCAAAUCUCUACCAACUCUCCUCUCCUUGGUCCUCUCUCUUUUCUCACACCGCGACUCACCCUCACUUCCCUACUGCACUUCUCACUACGCAAAAUAUUCAUAUAAUUUGUGACUCUCUUGGACAACUCAGAAUCCUACUUCAGGAAGCAGAAUCUCGUCCCCCGCCAUGUCUGCGGUGUCGAGCCCCACGAUCCACGGCUCGUCUGCCCAGCAGCAGCCAUUGCGCUCUGCCCUCAAAAAUGAAGAUGACGUUGAUCGCCCGUGUCCCUCAAGCGGCUCUCUCAAAGCUGUCCAGAUCGCCGAACCCGAAUCCGAAAUUCAAACUCUCGAGGAUGACUCCCAGCCUACCAAGCAAUUCCCUACCAACCUCAGGCGACGCCUGAGUGGUAAACCUCUGCCCUCUCCUCUUCCCAACAACUCCUCUAGGUCUUCCUUCAGCGACAUUCCUUCUGGCAGCCGGCCUGAAGAGACACCUCCUACUUCGAACCCUUCUUCUCACCACCACGGUCAUGGCCAUGGCCACCGUGGCCAGUACUAUAGUGAGAAACUACUCGCCCAGGUAGGAGAUUGGUUAGAACAUGAACGGGCCAAGGCACACGCGAGGAAGUCCAAGAAAACGCACCGCAGGCGCAAGUCCAAAUCGCCAACUAAGGAUACCAAGGGAGAAAGCAUUGCGGAGGCCGAGCCAGAACCUCAACCGGCUCAGGCACCCGCACAAGGCAGUAAUGGACGACCUCGCUCCGAUUCUCUCGACUCUGACUCAAGCGAUAUUUCUUUUGACCGACUUCAGCGUAUCCUGGAAGAAUCCUUAUCUCACAUGGGUCUCAACUCUGUGCCUCAUCUGACUCCCAGGGUAUCCCGCCCUAAGCAUCGAAAAGUCCCAUCUCGAUCUUCUCUUCGUGGCCUUUCUUCCGACACUGAAUAUGCCGAUGGGGACGCCAUUGUACCCAGCUGCGAUGUCUGGCUUGACAACUCUAAGACGAUGAGCUACGGAGGUGGUGCUGCGGAUGGUGAAGAUCAGGAACCAACCGAUGCCGAUACCAGGGCUGAUAAGGAGAAGGAGUGCUGGCUUAGCUUCAAGAACGAAAUCAUCCGCAUCGCCCAUACGUUGCGACUCAAGGGAUGGAGGCGUAUUCCCCUCGGUGGUGGCGACAAGAUCUCCGUUGAGAGGCUUAGUGGUGCCUUGACCAACGCUGUCUACGUCGUCACGCCGCCGAAGGAAAUCGAUGAGGCAGAGGGUAAGAGAAAGCCCAAAAAGGUCCUUCUACGCAUUUAUGGCCCCCAAGUCGAGCAUCUCAUUGAUCGAGACAACGAACUAUCAGUCUUGCAGAGACUGGCACGCAAGAAAAUUGGACCUCGCCUGCUGGGAACUUUCAAGAAUGGCCGUUUUGAGCAGUACUUUGACUCUAUCACGCUUACACCGGCGGAUCUUCGAGAUGCCGACAUGUCUCGUCAGAUUGCUAAGCGAAUGAGAGAGCUUCACGAUGGUAUUGAUUUGCUCCCCCAUGAGAGGGAGGGCGGACCAGCAACAUGGAAGAGUUGGGAUCAAUGGCUCGAUAAUGUCGAGCGAAUCGCAACUUACCUUGACAAUGAGUACGAGAAAGAGGCUCAAGCUCAAAACGGUCGACGCGACUCCGUUGUGCAUGCCUGGAAAUCGAGAGGCUAUGUAUGCGGCACUCCCUGGCCUCAGUUCAGGGACAUGAUGACCAAGUACAGAGUUCAUCUCAACAGUUUCUACAAGGGGGGCCAACGAGAGAUCAAGGACAGUCUUGUCUUUGCCCAUAGCGAUACGCAAUAUGGAAAUAUCCUCCGCAUUCGCCCGGAUGACGAAAAGUCACCCCUGCUUCAGGCUGCUAACAAACACAAGCAACUCAUCGUCAUUGACUUUGAAUAUGCGGGCCCUAAUACUCGUGGUCUCGAGUUUGCCAAUCACUUCAACGAAUGGACAUACAACUACCAUGAUGCUGCGGUGCCCUGGGCGUGCGAUGUGCGACGAUAUCCCACCCCGGAUGAGCAACGCCGUUUCAUCAAGGCCUAUGUCGAUCACCGUCCCCGGUUCCAAGGCAGCAACUCCACCCCUCGACUGGCGCCCGCUGAUAGCAACGUGUCGAGCGGCAUGUCUACGCCACUUGCGACACCAACCAACCCUCCUGCGAGCAGCUCAAGCUCCAUCGUCGAGUUCAUGCUUGAUGCGCGAGUACCACCAGGAGGAUGGAGCGCCGCGGAACGGGCCAACGAUGAACGAAGCGACCAGCGCGUGCGAGAGUUGUUGGAGGAGACUCGACAGUGGCGCCCAGCCAAUCAUGCUCACUGGAUCGCGUGGGGCAUCGUGCAGGCCAAGAUCCCAGGUCUCGACGAAACCAUCAAGGAAGAAGACCUUCUGAACCCCGAUGAGUUCGAUUACUUGAGCUACGCCCAGGAUCGUGUCAUGUUCUUCUGGGGUGACUGCGUGCGCAUGGGGCUUGUCAAGCGGGAGGAGCUCCCUCCCCUGCUGCAGCAGUCUAUCAAGACUAUUGAGUACUAAAGAGCGGCUAUCAAGCUCUGCAAUUAGAAAACAUUUUGGCGGACACGGCAGACACACUAGGUGAGUGCGUUCCGACUCAAGACUGGCAUAACCAGAUGUCUCCUUUGACUACAUCGUUCUGGAAAGCUAGAGCACGUUUUAAGACUUUCAGUGUUGGCAAGCUCGGCAUGCUAGAAUCUUCUUGCAAUGAUCUGGAUUAAAGAUUCCCGGCUCCUAAAUUCCCACAGGUAAUUUUUGAAGCUUGCACGUUCAGCAGUUCAAUCGAUACCAUUUUAAUAAAAUGCAGUUUUAGCAAUGCAU
Fusarium oxysporum Fo47 is the source of this 3141-nucleotide messenger RNA. RefSeq names its product kinase-like domain-containing protein. Gene Ontology annotation, cellular component: cytoplasm. The transcript is spliced from 3 exons. The record is from RefSeq and is a predicted model, not a curated record. Gene Ontology annotation, molecular function: ethanolamine kinase activity; choline kinase activity. Gene Ontology annotation, biological process: phosphatidylcholine biosynthetic process; phosphatidylethanolamine biosynthetic process. NCBI's taxonomy places the organism in Eukaryota, Fungi, Ascomycota, Sordariomycetes, Hypocreales, Nectriaceae. Bases 484 to 2841 code for a protein of 785 amino acids.